Messenger RNA from Rhineura floridana, 5806 nucleotides. It is a transcript of the gene ERO1A, whose product is annotated as endoplasmic reticulum oxidoreductase 1 alpha. Gene Ontology annotation, molecular function: thiol oxidase activity; protein-disulfide reductase activity; FAD binding. Lineage: Eukaryota; Metazoa; Chordata; Lepidosauria; Squamata; Rhineuridae. Bases 182 to 1588 code for a protein of 468 amino acids. The record is from RefSeq and is a predicted model, not a curated record. Gene Ontology annotation, biological process: protein folding in endoplasmic reticulum. The transcript has 16 exons. Gene Ontology annotation, cellular component: endoplasmic reticulum membrane; endoplasmic reticulum.
GGGCGGGCCAGAUCAGGCUGGGGAAACCCGCCUGUGGGCCGCGCCGCACGUCCGCCCGCUGACAAGGUGAUGCGUUGCUCUGUAGGCAGGCCGGCAGGCGAGGAGGCGUGGCAGUCCGGCCGGCACUUAGGAUCUGCGGCUCGUUCGCUUGCCUGCCUGCCUGCCAGUCUCCAGCCGCGUCAUGCCGCCUCUCCCCCGCCGGGCGCUGGUCGCCGUUGUCGUCUUCCUGGGCUGCGCCUCCGCGCAACCUCCGCCGGGCUCCGCAGAACAGCGCUGCUUCUGCCAGGUCACUGGCCAUUUAGAUGACUGUUCUUGUGAUGUUGAGACUAUAGAUGGCUACAACAACAAGAAGAUUUUUCCCAUUUUACAGAACCUUUUAGAAAGUGAUUAUUUCAGAUAUUACAAGGUCAACCUAAACAAGCCAUGUCCUUUCUGGGGCGACAACAGUCACUGUGGAAUUAGAGACUGUGCUGUAAAACCGUGCCCAUCUGAUGAGGUUCCUGGUGGAAUUAGAGCGGAGAGUCACAACAAGUAUUCUGAAGCGGCUGCCACCCUUGCCGAAGACUGUGAAGAAGCUGAGAGACUUGGAGCCGUUGACGGAUCUUUAAGCGAGGAAGCCGCAAGGGCCGUGAUUCAAUGGACUUGGCACGAUGAGUCUGCCGACAGCUUUUGCGAAGUUGACGAUAUCCAGUCCCCAGAAGCAGAGUAUGUAGAUUUGCAUCUCAAUCCGGAGCGUUACACUGGCUACAAAGGGCCUGAAGCCUGGAAGAUCUGGAACAGCAUAUAUGAAGAGAACUGUUUCAAACCUCAGUCCAUAAAAAGGCCUUUAAAUCCAUUGGCUUCUGGAAGAGCCUCAGAUGAAAACGAAGGGAAUAUAUUUUACAGCUGGCUGCAAGGCCUCUGUGUGGAGAAGAGGGCCUUCUACAGGCUCAUUUCUGGCCUCCAUGCAAGCAUUAACAUCCACCUCAGCGCCAGGUACCUUUUGCAAGACACGUGGGCAGAGAAGAAAUGGGGCUACAAUGUCACCGAGUUCCAGCAGCGGUUUGAUGAAGUCCUGACUCGUGGCGAGGGCCCCAGGAGACUUAAGAACCUCUACUUCAUCUUCCUGAUUGAGUUGCGGGCUCUGUCCAAAGUCCUUCCUUUCUUUGACCGCCCCAGUUUCCAGCUGUUCACGGGGGACAGCAUUCAGGAUGCACAAACCAAGAGGCUCCUUCUGGAAGUUCUCCAUUUGACCAAAUCAUUCCCUUUGCACUUCAAUGAAAAUUCACUUUUUGCUGGAAGGCAAAAAGAAGCAGCCAAAUUAAAGGAAGAAUUUAGGCUCCAUUUCAGGAACAUUUCAAGGAUUAUGGACUGUGUAGAAUGCCUGAAAUGUCGCCUUUGGGGAAAGCUGCAAACGCAAGGCUUGGGAACAGCUCUGAAGAUCCUGUUUUCUGAAAGCCUGAUAGAAAAUAUGCCAGAAAAAGGCCCUUCGCCCAAAUUCCACCUAACGAGGCAGGAAAUUGUGUCCCUCUUCAAUGCAUUUGGAAGGGUUUCAACAAGUAUUAAAGAACUGGAAAACUUCAGGAACUUGUUACGACCUCUCCAGUGAGGCAGCUUCUGAGGAGGACAGGCACCCUUGUUCUUCACUGACAGUGCUCAGAUUGGUUUCUCCAUCAUUACUGCCGGGGUUGCCUCCAAUCUUGGCAGGAGGGGCUGUGCAGGAUCAUAAAAAGCUGGCCACGAUCUCCAGCUUGCAGAUUUUACAUUGGCUGAAAUUCUGGUGCAAGACUAAUCUUCCGGGGGAGGGCUUGGCAGACUCCAGUCAUGCGUGUUUUGUGUUUGUGAUCUGCCAGCAUCGUCUGUCUUCACAGAAUCUCUUAAUAGUGGAAGACAAAACUGAUCUCUGUUACAUCGUCCUCAGCCUACAUUUUUCUAUUUAAGUAUCUAAGAAGUGCCUUUCUAUAGGAGACCAAGGUGUGUCCCAUCCAGAGUUCUUUGAAAGAAUCCCAGUAUGGUGCCAAAUGAGCCACUGGCAGUUAAGAAACUUUUAUUCUAGAGGAUGCAAUGGACAUACUAUUUCUGGGCUCCUGGUGAAUCCCCUGCCUUUGAACCACUUCAUUUGCUUUAUAUGGAAGAUCCAGCAGUUGCCCUUUAAAAAAAAACCCAACUAUCUCCCCCCCCCAAUACCAUGAAAUGCAAGCACAUGGUAGUUCUAAAGCAGGGGUAGCUAAGAGGAUGCAUUUCCAGGUGUUUUGAACAAACUCCCUUCAUCCUUGACCAUCAGCCUUGCUGACUGGGGCUGAUGGGAACUGGACUUUGACAGCAUCUAAAAGGCACCAAGUUGAUUGUCCCUGCUCUGCAAUUCUACAUGGCACUGUUCUCAGGGAAGCAUGGUACGCAAACCUCCCAUGCAGCCAGCUAGACUUCUCUGUCUGAGCACAGCUGGAUACAGAAGGCCAGACCUGAGCUAGAUGGAUCUUUGCUCUGAUGCAGCAGGGAUCUCCUAAUGCAUCGAAAUUCUUCUCCCCCCCUUUUUUUUUACAGUCCUUACAGCAGUGGUGCAAGGUAGAUCAGUAACAUGCUUAUGUUGCAGAUAGUGCCUGAAGCAAGAUUGGAGCUGGUUACCCUUACAGCCUGCACUUAGCACAAAAGGCUGGAAAAAGGAGUAAUGGAAUUUGCUCCUCCAAAAUGAAGCGAAUGGUUUUAAAAGGGGGAUUAGACAAAUUCAGGGCAGAUAAGGCUGUCAGUGGCCGUUAGCCAUGAUGGCUGUGUUCUGCUACCACUGAUGGAGAUAGGAUGCCUCUGAAUACCAGUUGUUGGGGAGUCACAAGUGAGGAAAGAUGCUGUUGUGCUCAGAUGCUGCUUAUGGGCUACCCAUGGGCAUCUAGUGGCCACUGUGUAAACAGGAUGCUGGGCAGGGUAGUACACUGGCCGGAUCCAGCAGUGCUGAUCAUAUAAUAAUAGAAUAGUACAGUUGGAAGGGGCCUAUAAGGACAUCAAGUCCCACCCCCAGCGCAAUGCAGGAAAAUAACACUUUUCUAGUCCCCUGAUCAUCUUUGUUGUCCUCCUCUGAACCUGUUCCAGUUUGUCUGCAUCCUUCUUGAAGUGUGGAGACAAGAACUGGACACAGUAUUCAGGAUGCGGCCUAACCAGUGCUCAAUAGAGGGGAACUAAAACUUCACGCAAUUUGGAAACUAUACUUCUGUUAAUGCAGCCUAAUAUAGCAUGUGCCUUUUUUGCAGCCACAUCACUCUGGUGGCUCAUAUUCAGCUUGUGAUCAAUGACAAUUCCAAGAUCCUUCUCACAUGUCGUAUUGCUGAGCCAAAUAUCCCCCAUCUUAUAACUGUGCAUUUGGUUUCUUUUUCCUAAGUGUAGAACUUUGCAUUUAUCCCUGUUGCAUUUCAAUAUUAUAGAGCUGGAAAAGGCUCAGAAGAGGGCAACCAGAAUGAUCAAGGGGAUGGAGCGACUCCCUUACGAGGAAAGGUUGCAGCAUUUGGGGCUUUUUAGUUUAGAGAAAAGGCGGGUCAGAGGAGACAUGAUAGAAGUGUAUAAAAUUAUGCAUGGCAUUGAGAAAGUGGAUAGAGAAAAGUUCUUCUCCCUCUCAUAAUACUAGAACUCGUGGACAUUCAAAGAAGCUGAAUGUUGGAAGAUUCAGGACACACAAAAGGAAGUACUUCUUUACUCAGCACAUAGUUAAACUAUGGAAUUUGCUCCCACAAGAUGCAGUAAUGGCCACCAGCUUGGAUGGCUUUAAAAGAAGAUUAGACAAAUUCAUGGAGGACAGGGCUAUCAAUGGCUACUAGCUGUGAUGGCUGUGCUCUGCCACCCUAGUCGGAGGCAGCAUGCUUCUGAAAAUCAGUUGCCGGAAGCCUCAGGAGGGGAGAGUGUUCUUGCACUCGGGUCCUGCUUGCGGGCUUCCCCCAGGCACCUGGUUGGCCACUGAGAACAGGAUGCUGGACUAGAUGGGCCACUGGCCUGAUCCAGCAGGCUCUUCUUAUGUUCUUAUGUUUUCAGCCCAAUGCUCCAGCCUAUCAAGGUCCCUUUGAAUUUUGUUUCUUCCACAGUAUUAGCUAUGCCCCCCAAUUUUGUAUCACAUUCUUAGUAGUUUUGCUUCCAGCACUGAAUGUGGAGUGUUAUAGAGUCCAACCAUUGCCCCUGGCUAAUGAGAUAUUACCUCAUUUUACAAACUCUGUAAUGCUCUUGAACUGCAACUCCAGUCUCAGGAAGAGCAGAGAUGCUCCUGGAUUGCCUCUUACUAUGAGUGGUGGAAGCGUAGGACCCCUCACCUGUUUCCCCACUGCAUCCAUCCUUCCUAGAAAGCAGAACAAAUUUCUCAGAGAUGAUUUGUGCAAUUGUACUGAAUGGAUAGUGGCCUGCAGGGGAGAAUAAUGUAGAAGAUACCCAGGUAUGUCAAAAGCAUGCAUGAAUACAGAACUGGGAUACACGGACCUCAAGCAGACUAUUAUGGUAUUUCCCUUUAUUCCUGUGACUUGAAGCUGAAGGGGCAUGUGGCCUUUCCAAGUGCUAGCCACAUGGUCCCCAGUGCUGAAGGGAGGUGUAAUCCAAAACAGCUGGAGAGUGCCAGGCUAGAUUUUAGGAAAAGACUUUACUACACUAGUGAGAGGUAGGAUCCUGUUUUUGCAUUCCUAUGUGCACCACCUUUCUCUUGCAUUUUUAAAAAGAUGCAUGGAUCUGCAUGCAGAGCCACCUUCACCAGCCUGGUGCCCUCUGUCAGGACACCAGGUUGGUGAAAGCUGUCACGAUCUACAGGUUGAGAGCCCUUCCUCCAAAUGAGAACUUUGCUGCUUGUGAUUUUUCUGUGGUAGAGGAAAAGUACUCUUCUUAUGCCCAUAGGACCACUUUGACACCCUGGGCUCCUUUGUGAGGAAGGGGUGGGCUGUAACCUAAGCAGUAAUAUUACUCUAUUUCAUAUCGUCCAGAGUUGACCUCUGGGAACCAGCAGUACCUGGCUCUGUGGUGGGCAACAGGAAUCAUCACCCCCCCCAUCCUGCUAGUUUUCUUUACUCCAGAAAACUGUUAUUUCAGUUUACUAAACGCCCGUCAUCUUAAGUACCCAGGAUAGGUUACCACAGUUUAAAACACAUCAAGAACAAUCAGCCUUUGCCAGCCUGCUGCCUUCUGGGUGUUUUGGACUAAGUCACACCAGCUAGGGCUGUUGGGAGCUGUAGUCCAAAACACGUGGAGGGCACCAAGGCACUUUACAUGUAGAUGUAUUUUUUUAAAAAAAGGAAGCAAUUGCUGAUCUGAUCAGAGAUGCCCCAUCUUAUAAAUAAGCUUCCACUUUGAGGAACGUUCAUGGCCUACAUGGGAGUGUGGUUUCUGUGCCUCUCUUCAACAAAUAUUUAAUGCAAGCUCAGGAUAGAGGUUCACCAGCUUUUGCUUACAAGGUUUUUUUUGGAGGGGUGCUUAGGUGCCUUUGCAGACUUCUCUCCCCCCCCUAAGCUUUGUGCCCUCCACUGCCAGCACGCUAAGCCAGAGGACAAAAUCAUAGGCACCCUUCUGUGGGGGAAUUGGACAAGACAUCAAUGUUUGUUGUGUGCCUUCAGGUCGAUUACGACUUAUGGCGACCCUAUGAAUCAGCGACCUCCAACAGCAUCCGUUGUAAACCACCCUGUUCAGAUCUUGUAAGUUCAGCUCUGUGGCUUCCUUUAUGGAAUCAGUCCAUCUCUUGUGUGGCCUUCCUCUUUUUGUAUUCCCUUCUCAUUUUCCCAGCAUUAUUGUCUUUUCUACUGAAUCAUGCCUUCUCAUAAUGUGUCCAAAGUAUGAUAAAACAAGAUUUUGCAAACUCCAAUCUCACAAGAUAAAA